UCCGACGAACACGUUGGAAGAGGCCACGUUGGCCCGACGCUGCACACCCGCCAAUGAGAUAAGAACCAGCUGCCGAGGCGGCCAAUCGGUGGCCGUGUAUCAGCCCGACGUUUAUCUUCGCGCGAAACACGAGUGAUCUUUCCAGUGAUCGAUCAUCUUCCUCAGAAGUGGAUCGUUUCCGUCGUGUGCGGCCCCACGGACUGUAUUUUACCGACUAUUUGAUCGACCAGCGAUCGGUCUUUGAAACGGUCUCGGUCUCGAAAUCUCGUGUAAUCGGACGGUGUUUCUAAUCAGGAUGUGGAUGACACUGGCGAGCGGUCUCCAGGUGGCGGCGUCCGCGGAGGACGACUCACCGGAAGUCACUGUCGAGGACUCUGUGGACCCUACCGGGGUUCCCGGGUUCGACAAACAACUACCGACCGCGGACCAGCUGCUCGAGAUGCUAGAUUCGAUGACAGGGCUGUCCGAGGAGGAGAAGAACAGUAUCAGGGCCGAGUUGCUAGGAGGUCUGCGAGGGCCGAGCACGGAUGCGCUAGGCGGAAACGACUUGACUAUGCAGACUAUAGUCCUGUUGUCGCUGCUCGGCUUGGUCGCCCUAAUUUUCGUGUUCUUCGUCUACAAGCUGUUCAAGUGCCUGUCCGAGCGGGAAGCGAAGAGGGAGGAAAAGAAGAGGCAGAAACAGCUGAAGAAGAAGAAGUAGGGGAGCCGAGAGAAGUCGCGGGUGGAAGAUCUACAGGCCAACGCGUGUUUCUACUCGCUACGGGCACGCGCCGCAUUGUUUCGAGGAUGCUCGCUCUUGGCGCACGGCGCGGGACAAUUUUAUUACCGAUUUAUUCUAUUUUGUUAAAUAAAAGAAUCUAUUUAUGAGUAAA
Megalopta genalis is the source of this 872-nucleotide messenger RNA. RefSeq lists its product as uncharacterized. The record is from RefSeq and is a predicted model, not a curated record. NCBI's taxonomy places the organism in Eukaryota, Metazoa, Arthropoda, Insecta, Hymenoptera, Halictidae.